Molecule: messenger RNA, 549 nt
Organism: Babesia bigemina
Lineage: Eukaryota; Apicomplexa; Aconoidasida; Piroplasmida; Babesiidae
Product: cell cycle regulator protein, putative
Exons: 6
Coding region: 1-549 (182 amino acids)
Biological process (GO): formation of translation preinitiation complex
Molecular function (GO): RNA binding
Source: RefSeq, a predicted model, not a curated record
AUGGCACGGAAAUUUAGCACAGAAGAUAUUGUAUCGCAAAAUUUUAUUAAAUCAUCUGUGCAAAGGAGUAUAAAAUUGGCGAUAGUGAGUCAGUUUCCCUCAUUCAAGGGCACCAUCGACGCGGUGUUGCCAAAAAGAGGACACAUUAUCCUCGCCAAAUGCCAAGAGCAUCUGACGCUCUUGUUGGUCGGAGGUGACAUAGUUUUCUUCCAAAAGCGCGAUGGCCCGUGGAUUCCUUCUAUGCGUCUGGUUCACAAAUAUCCAGAGAUGAUGCCCAGGAUGCAAGUGGAUAAAGGAGCUCUAAAAUUUAUACUCAGAGGAUCAAAUGUAAUGUGCCCCGGGUUGACGUCAGAGGGGGGAGCCAUGGACGACGUCGAACGCGGAGAAGUGGUUAUAGUCGUCGACGGAAGACCGCACGCGUGCGCGGUAGGAAUCACUACUAUGUCGACAAAAGAAAUACGUGAAAAAAACAAGGACAUAUGCAUCGAAAAUAUGCACUACCUCAACGACGGUAUUUGGAAGUUCGGCACAACUUCUCAAGACACCUGA